Messenger RNA from Betta splendens (Siamese fighting fish), 2008 nucleotides. RefSeq names its product E2F transcription factor 5 (gene e2f5). The coding region runs from base 187 to 1269 and encodes 360 amino acids. The transcript has 9 exons. NCBI's taxonomy places the organism in Eukaryota, Metazoa, Chordata, Actinopteri, Anabantiformes, Osphronemidae. Gene Ontology annotation, biological process: regulation of transcription by RNA polymerase II. The record is from RefSeq and is a predicted model, not a curated record. Gene Ontology annotation, cellular component: RNA polymerase II transcription regulator complex. Gene Ontology annotation, molecular function: DNA-binding transcription factor activity, RNA polymerase II-specific; protein dimerization activity; RNA polymerase II cis-regulatory region sequence-specific DNA binding.
CGGGGCGGGACCUGGGUUGCUGUGGUAACGGUAAUCUAACGUACCUCAACGGCGGUUUUAAUUCCCCACAGGUGGUUCCGUCGUCCUACUGAGGUGACGCGAACCUUAAAUAAACACGAAGAAAUGGUGGUUAUCUGUGGUUGGGCCGCUAAUUAAUACGACGGGGUUCUGGUUGAAAGGAAGAAAAUGGAGCUUGAGACGACAGGGACCGUCCGCUCGACACCGAGCCGCUACGAGAAAAGUUUGGGGCUCCUCACCAUGAAGUUUGUCAGUCUGCUGCAGGAGGCGAAGGACGGCGUCCUGGACCUCAAAGUGGCUGCAGACAGCUUGGCAGUAAAGCAAAAGAGGAGGAUAUACGACAUCACUAACGUGCUGGAAGGAGUCGGGCUGAUCGAGAAGAAGAACAAGAAUAUUAUCCAGUGGAGAGGUGAGAACACAGGCAGCCAAACGCAGGAGGUGCUGGAGCAGGUAAAUGUCUUGAAGGCACAGAUCUCUGACUUGGAGGCCCAGGAGAAAGAGUUGGACAACCAGAAGACAUGGCUGGAGAAUAACAUCAAACACCUGAACCACGAUCCCAUUACCAACACUUAUAAAUAUGUGACACAUGAAGACAUUUGCGGUGCCUUCAGUGGAGACACUCUUCUCGCUGUGGUGGCUCCUGCUGGGACGCAGCUGGAGGUGCCUCUACCUGAAACGGUUGGUCAGAAGAAGUACCAAGUGAACCUACGAAGCCAAUCGGCACCCAUCCAGGUGCUCCUUAUCAACAGGGAUUCAGACUCAACAACACCCGUGGUCUUCCCCGUGCCACCUACCGACGACAUCGGCCUCAUGCUCACUCCACCCAACACCCCGGCCAGUCUGCUGAGGUUUCCCCUCUCCACGUCUGUUUACUCCACUCCCAACACUACCUCCUCCUACUGCAGCCAGGACUCUCUCUGCUCAGACCACCAGAUGGUGCCGCAUGAACAGGACGACGCGUUGACGCCGUCCUCCACCCCUUUAGAUGCACAAAUGGAGUGUCACAGUCAGCCAAUAGCUGGGUUGGAGCAGCAGCAGAUGGACCUUCUGGGCCCAGAGUUCCAGUCUGUGCUGGAUGUGUGCACCCUGCUGAAGCUCAACGCUGCUGAAGACCACAUGAAAGAGGACAAAGAGGAAACUAUUGACUUGAUUGAAGAGCUGAUGUCGACUGACGGCAUGGACUAUAGUUUCCACCUGGACGGAAAUGAGGGUGUGUGUGACCUGUUUGAUGUGCAGAUCCUAAAUUUCUGAUGGCCUGCGGUGGCGGCGGUGGUGCUUGUGCAAUCUCUGAAGGUCGUUAUCAACAACAUUCCACAAAGAUAGAGAUGGAGUUUUUGUGGAAAUGAGCCAGAACAAAUUCUCCAGCCUCCUACUAUUUCAUGUAUUUUUCCACAUAAAGUGGAAAGUCUAGGACUUCUCUGUCCUUUAUCCUGUGACUGUUUGUUUUAGUCCAUAUUAACAGGAGCAUGUUCAGUAUUGUCUGUUGUUUAUGUGGUAACAGUUCAUAACAGGUCAAUCAUCUAGUUCAGGGUUUGUAGGCACGUUCACUGUGUGGAAUGUAUUUUGUGUAACAUCUUGACAAAGCUCAUUGUUACAGUUCUUAAAAUGGCAAACUGUAUUUGAUAAAGGAAUGUUUUGGUUGUUUUCUAAUCUUGUUCUGUAAAAAGCUAGAAAGAUUUUUUUUCUAGGUUUUUGAUUUAAGGGAAUUUUCUAUAUUAUACUGUAUAUUCUCAUAUAUUUGAAUAUGUUUUUUGUACUUAAUUUAAGGAGAAGAUAUUUCCUAGUUUUACUUGGGUGAAACUGUUUUACUGCCUUAAUUGGACUUGAAUUAGCCAUAUUUCUGAUUGGUAAUAUCAGAUAAGCGCCUUAAAUAGGAUUGUUCUAACUGUCUAAAGCUCUUGAGUCUUUUCUGAUUGUUUUUGUGUAUUUGCAUAGUUUUUUUUCAUAAAUAAAUUUCCUUACAACUGCAAAUAAACACUUAUUAGGUUUA